AUGGGAUGGGGCGUUGUGAUGGAUCAAAUAGGUGUGUGGGCUUCCUCUUGGGAUGAUCCAAAGGUAAAGGCUGAAACUCCUCAUAGCUUGCAAUCAGCUCAUGUCUGUCAGCGAGUACUUCAGCAAAUUAAAUCUGAAAUACAAAGCCCAAAUUUUCUGAAGUUGUUAUCGUUUAGGGAGAGUAAUGAACGCUUUCUUGUGAUGGUGAUGAUGGAUUUAGCUUGGAUUAGUAGUUCUCUUUCCCAAAACCUGGUCGAUAGUUUAUCUCGUUUGGUCCGUUUGCUUCAUCGUUUGAGUCUGGUCUUGAUUCGUUUGGAGUUAAUUUCUCUUUGGAAGUGUCCUAGAGUGUUGCUGCCCGUGCCAAGUAUUAUUAAUUUCCUAUCAAGUUCCCUCCCUUUAGCACCCUCUAACUCUGUCUUGGCUGGUAAUGGACGCCACGCUAACAGAGUAAUGGUUUGUUUGGGCUGGCUUGAUAGUUACCUUUGUCGAGAUCAGAUGCUAAGUUUACUUUGGACUCUAUACAAGACUCUCUUACCCAACCAUAGGCAAUUGGCCUUUAGAGUUAAGAAGACCGGCAUUAUGACCCUGUCUCUACGGAGUAGGUGUUACCGAAGCUUUUUCAACUCUCUACCUACCCAUUCACCAAUUAUCGAGUUCAGUCAUGUGUUAAUCUAUUGCUUGGAUAAUUUGCAAUCUUCUGGUAGGUUGGAAAAGUACGGCAUUAUGACCAUGUCUUCAAGAGGUGGUUACCGUCUCUUUUUCAACCUCGUUAACCCGUCAGCCUCCUCCGCGGAGCACCUUUCCAAAAGCUCGGAUGCAUUGUUUAUACACCAAUUGCCCAAAAGGGUGAAGAAGAACGGCAUUAUGAUCCCGUCUCUACGGAGCGGUGGUUACCGAAGCUUCUUCAACUCUCUAUCUCCGCCUCCCCUGAAAACCAAGCUCAUUCAUGUGCAAAUCAAAGAGUUCAGGUACAAUACUCAAACAUUUAAUAGCUUGAAGAAGAAUGGUAUUAUGACCCCGUCUCCGAGGAGAGGUGGUUACCAAAGCUUCUCCAACCUCUUUUAUCCGACAGCCUCCUCCGUGGAGCAUUUUCUCAAAAGCUCGUUUGCGUUAUUCGCGCGAGCCGUAUAUGACCAUCCGUUGGUCGAGGAUUUCGCGAAGCCCGUCUUCAUGGUCGAAUCCGCUAUGGCCUCAAAAGAUUCUUCAAACUUUGCAAACCUUUUUAAGAUGAGCAUCAUUUUGGAAAACUCAUGGAGCCUUUAUCUUUAUUCCUAUUGCAUUUCCUUAGCUACAGCUUGUAUGAACUUCCCUCUUUUGAGGUUUUAAGUGAAUGAAUGCU
This is a messenger RNA of Arabidopsis lyrata subsp. lyrata, 1339 nucleotides long. RefSeq lists its product as uncharacterized. The transcript is spliced from 2 exons. Lineage: Eukaryota; Viridiplantae; Streptophyta; Magnoliopsida; Brassicales; Brassicaceae. The coding region runs from base 1 to 1326 and encodes 441 amino acids. The record is from RefSeq and is a predicted model, not a curated record.